CUUAAUUGGAGAAUAAGUGUCAAAGGAUCAUGUUUGUAAGCAAUCGGCUUUUUGUCUUGGGAGUGUUUCUCAUGGCCAUGGCCAUUGAGCAAGGCCAUUGUUUCUUUUGGGGUACACGAUGGGAGCGAAGUUUCUUUGUUCCAGGGCUUUCCACCACCAAUAAUAAUGACGAUUGCCGCCGUGAAGCCAUUGGGAACAACGCUCCAGCAGUGAUCUGGGGCGACUUCAGACAGCAUCAAGGCUUCCUCUCGAAUGUGGGUCUGAACAAUCCGUUCAGCGUUUGCGAGGUUUUGGUCCAAAGAAGGCAUGGGUUAUUUGUAAGAUUUGUGCGAACCAGUUACAGCCUUUUUCGUGGUACAGUGGGCAGUCUUUUCCGGGCAAUAAUUGCUUGAAACCCUUGUGAUUGAACAAAGAUAAUUCACCAUCAUGUCUUGUUCAAAUAUGGGCUAAAUGUCCGUUUUUGAACUAUUAAAGUAUUCCAUAGGAAGGACAACAAUAAAAAGAAGAAAUUGGCUAGCA
This is a messenger RNA of Tigriopus californicus, 519 nucleotides long. RefSeq lists its product as uncharacterized. Bases 30 to 392 code for a protein of 120 amino acids. The record is from RefSeq and is a predicted model, not a curated record. The transcript is spliced from 2 exons. NCBI's taxonomy places the organism in Eukaryota, Metazoa, Arthropoda, Copepoda, Harpacticoida, Harpacticidae.